Molecule: messenger RNA, 1365 nt
Organism: Talaromyces marneffei
Lineage: Eukaryota; Fungi; Ascomycota; Eurotiomycetes; Eurotiales; Trichocomaceae
Exons: 4
Coding region: 1-1365 (454 amino acids)
Biological process (GO): ceramide biosynthetic process
Cellular component (GO): membrane
Molecular function (GO): sphingosine N-acyltransferase activity
Source: RefSeq, a predicted model, not a curated record
AUGGCUAAGAAUUCGUCUCGCUCAUAUUCGCCGCCGGACAAGCUCGAGAAUCUCAAUGCCUGCGUGUCGUCGCCGUCACCGCAGCCGCGGUCGUUUCAACAGAAAGAUGCCACUUUUCGGGAGUGGGUUGUACAGAACCAGAUUGGCAUCUCAUUAACUACACUGUCCACUCUGCUCGCCGCCCACACCCUCUACCCCUCUGUUCAAUCCUUUACAGCGCCUUUUUUCCAAAUGUCCUACUAUCACCCCGAGUCCGGAAAAUAUAAACAAGGCUGGGACGAUGUAUACUUUGUUAUAAGUGCCGUCUUUGCGUUUACAGCUGUUCGCGGUAUUUGCCUGGAGUGGAUAUUCACACCGUUGGGGAGAUAUGCUGGCAUGAAGAGAAAGGCCUCGGUGCGGUUUGCCGAACAAGCGUGGCUUGUGUGCUAUGACUUGACUUAUUGGAGUUACGGAAUGUAUCUGUGGAGCAACUCGAGUUAUUGGGGCGACUUCAAGGUCAUCUGGGCUGAGUGGCCUAAGCAAGAAGUCGCUGGAGAGAUGAAGUGGUAUCUCUUAACACAAUUGGCUUUUUGGAUUCAGCAGAUAUUCACCGUCAAUAUUGAAGAGCGCCGGAAAGAUUUUUACCAUAUGCUAUCGCAUCAUGUGCUUACAAGCUCAUUGUUGAGUGCUGCGUAUAUCUACCGCUUCUACAACGUUGCCAACGUGGUUUUGUCGCUAAUGGACAUUGUGGAUUUCCUUUUGCCCGCAGCCAAGAUCCUCAAAUAUUUCGGCUACGAAACGAUGUGCAAUACCGUGUUUGUCCUACUGAUUUUGACAUGGCUUGUUACCCGCCACAUUCUCUAUCCCAUGCUGUGCUGGUCCAUUUACCAAAACGUUCCCGAAGUCAUGUCGUACGGCUGCUACAACGGCAAGACGGCGCAAUUAUACACCACAAAUGGCUACCCUAACCGAUUUGCAUAUAUGUUCGGUCCAUAUCUUAGCGAGGAAGGCCCGUUCUGCAUGAACUUCACCAUCAAGUGGAUCUUCCUUUCUUUACUGCUAGCCAUUCAAGUACUCUCGAUACUUUGGUUCGGUAUGAUUCUACGAGUAGCCAUCAACGCAGUCCGCUCUGGCAGCGCCGAAGACUCACGAAGUGACGAUGAGGAUGAAGGAGAAGAGGAGGAUGAAGAUGUCGAAACAUCAGUCAACCCCAGUAACGAAAGCUUGGGCCGUGCUACAGCUGACAAGGCCUCUGGGUCUGAAGGCUCAUGGCGCAGGGCGAAUGCACCAGCACCAACUCGACGCGGCCAUGGUGGAAUACUAGGCGACAGUGACCGAAAAGCUCUCCUUGGUAGAAUUGGCUGUGACAAGCCGACGCAUGACUGA